UUAGUUAGAUCCUCCCUGUAGUGACGUCAUGUUAUUGGUAGCCUAUCGUCCCGCAGGGAGGUGUGUAUAAAUGGCUGUUUGGUGCGGGCCGGAUGUGCGUCAUCUGUUCUGUGCCUGCGCUCUUCCUGUUUACCGGCAUUCAACAGAGGUCUGUGGUUAAAACACAGCCGUGUGGACAUUCUAACACCGCUUGUGUCAUUUGGUAGGGCUUUGUGUACACUGAAGAGUCUAUUGUAAACAACCGUUACGUGCUGUCUGGCUCGUUACACUGCCUAGUCCCAGCAUUCCCGUGUGUUUACCGUUUGAGUUGGGACAUCCAAUAUAUGCUGUUUGGCAUCUACUUUGUUUCUAUCCCGUGGAUACUGACGUCAGCUCUGCUUUUUGGUGUGGCAAGCGGCUGCAUUAUUUGGAGCUGUGUGUCCGACGGCAGUGAGGCUUUCCUUCACCGUGUGCUGUGUUAUGCUGUGUGAGCACCACUGAUAAAAUCACGGGAACAAGACAGCAGCGUAGACUCUCUUUGAAGGGUCUCUUUGGCCAUCUCUCCUGAUUGUGUUUCAGGUCCAAAUUUACUUCCUGCCCCGCCUUGCCUGGUGGUAAGUGUUUUACUAAAAUUUAGCUAUGGCAGAAGAAUUACAAGAACUUCGGGAUCUUGUGGCCCAAUUAAGAGCUGAUAAUGAGAGACUUAGACAAGAACAGACCCAGAUUGUUAUUCCAGGUCCCAGUACAGCUCCUAUUUCUACCACCUUACCCUCUGGUGCACCGCAAUCUGCUGGUGCAAAUGCCCCAUCUACUGAGAGAUUUGUGUUUGUACCCCGAGAUAGGAAGUGUCCAAAAUUUAGCGGUAGACCCGGUAUUACCAUUAAUGAAUGGGUAGAGGAGGCCCAGGCCUGUAUGCGGGUUCGCCAUUUGUCCAGAGCUGAUCAAGCAUUCUUUCUUUUUGAUAAUCUAGAGGGAGAAGCUCGGGAUGAGAUCAGGUAUCGGUCUGAGGCAGAGAGGGGGGAUCCAGAUAAGAUAAUUCAGGCCUUAAAGGAAUUGUACGGGUGUUCUUUAUCAUAUGUAGCAUUGCAACAGGCCUUUUUCUCCAGGAGGCAGCAGGAAGGAGAAACACUUUUAGAGUUCUCUAUUGCAUUGAUGGGCCUCCUGGAGGGGGUAAAACAGCAGUCGCCACAUGCCAUACCAAAUGCAGAAGCUCUAUUGCGUGACCAGUUUGUCGAGCAUGUGCUCGAUAUUGGUCUUCGUCGGGAACUUAAACAGUUAGUCCGCCGUGACCCUACCUCUUCCCUCUUAGAUGUUCGUAGCGAGGCAAUGCGCUGGGAGCGGGAGGGAAUGCCUGGGGGUGCGAGAGGGCGAAGUCAGUCCGUACCAGUGGCCUAUGGGGUUCAGUAUGCCAUACAGGGCGAGUCGCAGGCAGUUUGUUUGAGCUCCCCUCCCAAAUCGGAGCUAGCAGAGUUACGGGAAAUGUUGAAGGCACAACAAGAACAGUUAAACCAACUUACCCAAGGUUUCGCUCGCUUGCAGGUCCCUAAUUCAUAUAGCCGGUCCCCACGUUACAAUAAUAUAGUAUGUCGGAGGUGCCAACGUUCUGGCCAUUUUGCCCGGGAGUGUGAUGGAGAACGUGUUCUCCCUCGCUCUCCAGCAGUAGGUACAUCUUCGACUGGGGCUAGGCAAGUUCGAUCUUCACAGCCGUCGGAAAACUAA
Messenger RNA from Paramisgurnus dabryanus, 1698 nucleotides. NCBI's taxonomy places the organism in Eukaryota, Metazoa, Chordata, Actinopteri, Cypriniformes, Cobitidae. The record is from RefSeq and is a predicted model, not a curated record.